AUGGUUGAUCAAAUUGAGUCAUGUUCGCCUAAUACAUUGGUACAAUGUCGAAUAUGUCACGAUGAAGAUGAAGACUUAAACAUGGAUACACCUUGUUCUUGUUCUGGUACAUUGCAGUAUGCUCAUAGAAUAUGUGUGCAAAGAUGGUGCAAUGAGAAAGGUGAUACUACUUGUGAGAUUUGCCAACAGCAAUUUAAAGGCUACACUGCUCCUCAAGCUCCUUUGUUUCACUAUAGGGGCAACUGGGAAAUUCCAAGAGUUGGUUUCAAUAAUCAUCAGUUCAUAGCAUUGUUUCAUGCUAAUCAUGAAUUUCUAGACUUUAAUUUUGAAUAUUCAGCUCCCUCUACAAGGAGCCGCGUGUUCAUUCGCAUUGUUGCCAUCAUUUCAGGAAACAACAUCAGUGAGAAGGCUUAUGAGGAUGGAAGAACAAUGGUGGAGAGUAAGACAGCAGACCUGAGAUCUCAAAUCAGGCGAAAAGGUGACACAAACCAAGCUUCAAGUAUAAGGAAUCCAUGGCAGCAAUCAGAUCAGACACAGUCUCAUUCUAAUCAUGAAACACAACUUAAGCAAUCCCGAGACGUGGCAUUGGCAACAGCAGCAAAAUUUAUAAUGCUGAAUAUAUUUGUUGCAGGAACAGACACAAGCACGUACACACUAGAAUGGGCAAUGGCAGAGUUAAUGCACAAUCCAGAAAUCAUGUCAAAAGUACAAAAUGAACUCGAACAAGUUGUUGGCAAAGGUAUUCCAGUCGAAGAAACAGACAUAGCCAAAUUACCAUACAUGCAAGCAGUUAUAAAAGAGACGUUUCGUGUACAUCCACCAGUUCCUUUAUUACUACCUCGCAAAGCAGAAACAGAUGUUGAAAUUGGUGACUACAUUAUUCCAAAAGAUGCACAAGUUUUGGUUAAUGCUUGGGUUAUUGGCAGAGAUCCAAGUAAAUGGGAGAAUCCUAAUGCUUUUGUGCCGGAGAGAUUUUUCAAUAGUGAGAUUGAUUUUAAAGGACAUCAUUUUGAGCUUAUUCCAUUUGGGUCUGGUAGAAGAAUUUGUCCUGGUUUGCCUUUGGCUAUUAGAAUGUUGCCUUUGAUGUUGGGAUCUUUGGUUAAUUGCUUUGAUUGGAGACUUGAAGAUGGAUUGAAUGUCGAUGAUUUGAAUAAGGAAGAUGAGUAUGGGAUUACCUUGGAAAAAUCUCAACCUGUGAGAAUUGUUCCAAUCAAAUUGACUAAGCAAUAA
Vicia faba (fava bean) is the source of this 1230-nucleotide messenger RNA. The record is from the annotation of a GenBank genome assembly. NCBI's taxonomy places the organism in Eukaryota, Viridiplantae, Streptophyta, Magnoliopsida, Fabales, Fabaceae.